This is a messenger RNA of Penicillium mononematosum, 3585 nucleotides long. RefSeq names its product U2 snRNP complex subunit HSH155. Gene Ontology annotation, molecular function: mRNA binding. NCBI's taxonomy places the organism in Eukaryota, Fungi, Ascomycota, Eurotiomycetes, Eurotiales, Aspergillaceae. The transcript is spliced from 3 exons. The coding region runs from base 1 to 3585 and encodes 1194 amino acids. Gene Ontology annotation, biological process: spliceosomal complex assembly. The record is from RefSeq and is a predicted model, not a curated record. Gene Ontology annotation, cellular component: U2 snRNP; U2-type prespliceosome; catalytic step 2 spliceosome.
AUGUCUGACGCCGAUAUCGAGGCCGUUCGACGGCUCCAAGCUGAGCGCAAUGCGGCUGCUGCUAGUCAGAAAGGCUCCAAGACCUUUGACAAAUCUUCCCAACGCACUGAUAACUCGACCAAAGCCUCCCUAACGGAAUCCUUCGACACAUUUUUGUACGAACGAGGUGGAGCUGAUAAGUUUUCGGGCUAUGAUACUUCGAUUGCUGUCGAUGGCGAUGAAGAAAUGGAGGAUGCGGAUGGAGGUCACAAUCUGGUUGGCCAAUACACUGCUACCAGAAGCCAGAUCGAUGAGAUGGCGCGCGGAACCGGCGUUGAGGAGGAGGAUAUUUUGCUAGGCCGUGAAAAGUCAGGGCGAAUCGCGGACCGCGAGACAGACUACCAAAAGCGCCGAUUCAACCGUGGCGCCCUUACCCCGACGCGCGCCGAUCCCUUCGCUGCCAAUGCCCACGCAAAUGUUGAAGGAGAAAGUCAAACCUACCGUGAGGUUAUGGCCCUCCGUGAGCUGGAUAGGGAAGAGGAGCGCGUGAAAAAGCUGAUCGCAGAGAAGCGCGAGAAGGGUGAAGACGUCACGGAGCACCAGGCUACCUUGAAGAUGGUGGAACACGACAAAGAAAAUGCUGAGGCCGGUUCGACCGUUGCGGUGGCUACCGAAAAAAAGCGAAAGAACCGAUGGGGCGAGCCUACUGCCGAAACAGGCAAAAGAUCGCGUUUCGAUAUGGCACCUGCUCCCGAAGAAGCACCCAAACCCGCCCCAUCGAGGUGGGACCUAGCGCCAUCUCUCACAGCUGCCACUCCCGUUGGCAAUCAAGGACUCGCCACUCCCAUCCAUCCAUCUCAAGCAGGGGCCGCUACACCUGCAGUCGGUUUGGGGGCUGAAGUCCCCGGUCAAUUUGUCGGCUGGUCUGAUGAAGACCUCGAUAUAAUGCUUCCCGGCGAGGCCGAUGGCUAUAAGGUCCUUGACCCUCCUCCCGGAUAUGAACCCAUCCGAACCCAGGCCCGCAGGCUCAUGGCCACGCCAGCACCCAUCCCUAGCGCCGGUGGUGUCGGAGGGUUCAUGAUGCAAGAGCCAGAAAGUGUUCAGUCUGUAGGAAAGGAUCUUCCCACUGAUAUCCCCGGUGUCGGCGAACUUCAAUUCUUCAAGGCGGAGGACAUGGCCUACUUCGGUAAGCUGAUGGAGGGUGGGGAUGAAACCAGCAUGACUGUGGAAGAAAUGAAGGAGCGAAAGAUCAUGAGGUUGCUGCUCAAGAUCAAGAACGGCACUCCGCCCAUGCGCAAAACUGCCCUCCGUCAAAUCACAGACAAUGCACGCGACUUUGACCAGGAGCGCCAUUUGCUGGUGAAGGUCAUUGAUCGAAUCCUCUACAAACUGGAUGAUCUGGUCCGCCCCUAUGUUCAUAAGAUCCUGGUUGUGAUCGAACCACUUCUCAUCGAUCAAGACUACUAUGCUCGCGUUGAAGGUCGAGAGAUUAUCUCGAACCUUGCCAAGGCCGCCGGCCUUGCUACAAUGAUCAGUACUAUGCGUCCUGAUAUUGACCACGCUGAUGAAUAUGUGCGAAACACGACAGCACGCGCUUUCGCCGUUGUGGCCUCUGCCCUCGGUAUUCCCGCCCUCCUUCCUUUCCUCCGUGCUGUCUGCCGCAGUAAGAAGUCAUGGCAGGCCCGACACACCGGUGUCAAGAUCGUCCAGCAUAUCCCUAUUCUCAUGGGUUGCGCUAUUCUCCCUCAUCUAAAGGAGCUGGUUGGAUGCGUUGCAGCUAACCUCAGUGAUGAACAAGCUAAGGUUCGGACUGUCACUGCUCUAUCUCUGGCCUCUCUGGCUGAGGCUGCAAACCCAUAUGGUAUCGAAAGUUUCGAUGACAUCCUCAGCCCUCUCUGGACCGGUGCCCGCAAGCAGCGUGGCAAGGGUCUCUCUGCCUUCCUUAAGGCUGUCGGCUAUAUCAUUCCUCUUAUGGACGAAGAGUAUGCCAACUACUACACCACUCAAAUCAUGGAGAUCCUUAUUCGAGAAUUCGCCUCGCCAGACGAGGAAAUGAAGAAGGUUGUCUUGAAGGUGGUUUCUCAAUGUGCAAGCACUCCAGGUGUGACUGCCAGCUACUUGAAGGAGCACGUCUUGACGGAGUUCUUCAAGGGCUUCUGGAUGCGACGUAUGGCGCUCGAUCGACGAAACUACCGCCAGGUAGUCGAUACCACAGUGGACCUGGGCCAGAAAGUGGGCGUUGGCGAGAUUCUCGAGCGCGUCGUCAACAACUUGAAGGACGAAAGCGAGCCAUAUCGCAAGAUGACUGUGGAAACGGUCGAGAAAUUGAUUGCAGCACUUGGAGCCGCUGACAUCUCUGAGAGGCUGGAAGAACGCCUCAUUGAUGGUGUCCUCUUCGCCUUCCAGGAACAAAGCAUCGAAGACGUUAUCAUUCUUAAUGGAUUCGGCACGGUGGUAAAUGCACUUGGCACACGAUGCAAGGCAUAUAUCCCUCAGAUUGUCAGUACUAUUCUUUGGCGUCUGAAUAACAAGUCCCCCACUGUUCGACAACAGGCGGCCGACCUUAUCUCCCGCGUUGCGCUGGUGAUGAAGCAGUGUGACGAGGAGGCGCUCAUGGGCAAGCUUGGUAUUGUGCUCUACGAAUACCUGGGUGAAGAAUAUCCCGAGGUUCUAGGCUCAAUUCUGGGCGCUUUGCGUGCCAUCGUCACCGUGGUCGGUAUCACCCAGAUGCAGCCACCCAUUCGCGACCUUCUUCCUCGACUUACCCCCAUUCUGCGCAACCGUCACGAAAAGGUGCAGGAGAACACAAUUGAUCUCGUCGGUCGUAUUGCCGACCGUGGUCCCGAGUCCGUGAAUGCCCGUGAAUGGAUGCGUAUCUGCUUCGAGCUGAUGGAUAUGCUGAAGGCUCACAAGAAGGGAAUUCGCCGGGCGGCCAACAACACAUUCGGUUUCAUUGCCAAGGCCAUUGGUCCUCAGGAUGUCCUGGCCGCUCUUCUUGGUAACUUGCGAGUGCAAGAGCGUCAGUCGCGUGUUUGCACAGCUGUCGCCAUCGGUAUCGUGGCUGAAACUUGUGCGCCGUUCACUGUACUCCCGGCACUAAUGAAUGAAUACCGGGUGCCUGAUCUCAACGUGCAAAAUGGUGUGCUCAAGGCCUUGUCCUUCUUGUUCGAGUACAUCGGCGAGAUGGGCAAGGAUUAUGUCUACGCUGUCACGCCGCUGCUGGAGGAUGCCCUUGUCGACCGUGACCAAGUCCACCGGCAGACCGCUGCCAGCGCGGUCAAGCACGUCGCACUCGGUGUUAUCGGUCUUGGUUGCGAGGACGCUAUGGUCCAUCUGCUUAACCUCCUUUUCCCCAACAUCUUCGAGACCAGUCCCCACGUCAUCGAUCGAGUCAUUGAAGCCAUCGAAGCCAUCCGCAUGGCGGUCGGCACUGGUAUCGUUAUGAACUACGUUUGGGCUGGCUUGUUCCACCCUGCUCGGAAGGUCCGCACGCCUUACUGGAGACUAUACAACGAUGCCUAUGUCCAAGGAGCCGAUGCGAUGAUUCCUUACUACCCGGACAUGGAGGGCGACGUGGGCCGACCGGAACUGUCCAUCAUUGUCUAA